Messenger RNA from Malus domestica (apple), 1128 nucleotides. The record is from RefSeq and is a predicted model, not a curated record. NCBI's taxonomy places the organism in Eukaryota, Viridiplantae, Streptophyta, Magnoliopsida, Rosales, Rosaceae.
AUGAAGUAUCCCGAAGUAGGACAAGGGCAGGCGAGGAACCUCUCAAGCAGCGUCCUGGAAAGCAGCCACUCAACCAACCACAAACGGAGCAUUCAGCCUUCCAGACAAAGUAUUCAUUCGCGGUUAGGCCCGCAAGGAGUAUCAUUCACAUCACAUCGGAGCAGUCAGCUUGGCAAACGGAAGGAAACAAUCGUUCAGUCCGAUUCUAGUUCAACCGGCGGCCCGCAAAAUCCUUCGCCUGCUAGGAAUCCAUCUCAUACACCGCAGCCACGACAUAGACGAGCUGAGCGCGUAGAAGAGCAGCCUAGACCGAAUGAACCAUGGUUCAAGUUGCCGAAACAGUCAAAAGGAGAUACUUCCAAGUUGGACCACACCAAAUAUUACGCAUUCCACCGAGGUCCUGGGCACACAACCACCAACUGCUAUACUUGGAAGAACUACCUAGAGAAACUCGUAAAAGAAGGGAAAGUCGAUAGAUAUUUGGACAAGCCAGCUGAGCAGCCAAAAAGGAAUGCAGACGGAGAUGAGGAGCCACCAACUAAGAUGAUUCGAAUCAAUGGCAUUUUCGCUGAAUCCGAGCACUUGGGGGCCACUAAUAACUCCAAAAAGAGGAAGAUCCAGCAGGCUUUACUAAUUUCACAAGUUCAAGCAGUUGAUACCCAACUUGGACCUAUCAUUGGCUUCACAGAGCAGGAUGCGGAAGGAGUCGACUUCCCACACGACGAUGCAUUAGUAGUAUCUGUCCAAUUAGCCCAUGCUAUAGUCGACAGGAUGAUGGUUGACAAUGGAAGUGCAGUCAACCUACUUCAACUUUCGGUCAUUCAAAAGAUGGGCCUAGAAAGUACAAUCAUACGCCGGGCAGAGCAGCUGGAAAAGACGGCUAAAAUUGGCUCACGACUAAGCCCAGGCGAGAAGGAAGAACUCACAAUUUUCCUGAGGGAAAACCGAGAUGUCUUCGCAUGGUCACCAUCUGACAUGCCUGGAAUUGACCCCAAGGUGGCCUGCCACAAACUGCACGUCAACCCUAUUGCCAAACCGGUAAUCCAAAAAAGAAGACAUUUUGCACCCGAACGAAUGGCGAUCAUUGAGGCAGAAAUCGACAAACUAUUGGAAGCUGGGUUCAUAUAA